ACUGUUUCUUCUUUCCCUUCUCUUUUUCUCCAUCCCCCGCUCCCUCGCUUGUUCAUGGCGAAGCACUAAACCCCUCUCUCUCUCUCUCUCUCUCUCUCUAAGCAGGGGAUGAGCUCGCUAGUGAGAAGAACCCUCAUCUUCCCCGAAACUAGGGUUUCCUCUCCCAAGAGUCCCCAGUGCUCAAUCGCUUCUUGCUCCCCUCCGAUCUCUCCUCGCCAGAAGAUCCUAAGCGAUCACGAGCUCCACCCUCCCCCCAAGAAGAAGCAGAAGCACUGGGCACCUUGCGUUUCAGAUAAGCCGUUCCCUUGUUCCCCCUCAAGGUCUCAUUCUCACGAGGUUUUGGAUGAGGGGCAUGUCGAUGGAGCCCGAAGGAAGAGGACGAAGAUCCGCCUAUUCCAAAAUCGCUUCUUCAAGGGAGACGUCGUCUGGGCGAAGGCUUUUCCGUACACGUGGUGGCCCGGGUGGGUUGGUAGAAUCGAGGGUUCCUUCGCUUGGGUUUCGUUCUACGGCUGCAAGAAGUCGCGGCGGUUUAGGGUUUCGGAAAUCUGCGGGUUUGAGGAGGGUUACGAUCGGAUGUCGAAGAUGGGGGGUGUGAAAUUGGCUGAUGAGAUUAAUCUUGCUUUGGAGGAUUUAAGCCGGAGGACGGUGAUCGCACUGACGAGUUGUUGCUGGGUUUCGCCGGUCGAAUCGAGCGGGGUUUCGGCCGAUCAUAUUUCCGGAGUGAGGGAGAGAUUCGAUUCGAGGGAAGUGUUGCGCUUCGUUAAUGAUUUGGGGGUUUCCGCAUGCGUUGCAGACAAAGAAACUGCUAGGGUAGUUAGAUUUUCUGCCCAGGUUUAUGCAUAUAGAUCGUAUGCUUCAACGUGUCGACGUAGUGCAGUAGCUGGUGACUUUAGUGUGGCCGAUAUGUUAGAAUUUGCUCGUGAUUUCGCCGUUUUGCUGUUCAUCGAUGGUGUCGAUGAUUCUGUUGUUUCGGCAGAAUUGGAUCGGUUCAAUGAGUUUAGACGGUUCGUCUCAGUUUUCCCUAGAUGGAUGUAUCAGCAAAGAGUGGAACUUGAGGAGGCCUUCCCCUUUGAUGAGUCUGUAGGUAAAGAGGACUUGUCCGAUUUAUCAUCGGAGAGUGAGACGGUGUAUGGAGGAAUUGUAGAACCUGAAGACGAGCUUGAUGAUAACAUACUAGAUUUAGAAUUUGAGAUAACUCAACAGCAAGAGCUAGAGGUCCUAGAGGGCCCAGAGGUAUGCAUGCUAAACCGGGCAGAUUACGCAUUCCUUGAUAUGGAUGAAGAAUAUGAGUCUCUUCCAAACUGUCUAGAAGUAGCAGUUGAACAGAGCAAUUCAACAUGGAAAGAUAUCUCUGUGGAUCAAACUUUUGAGUUGGAAACGUCAUUCACUAGAAUGCCGUUAAGGGAAGUAGAUUUUGGUACUACAUGCAACAAAAACAUUCCGUCUGCUGAUGAUGGAUCUGUUUUUCAUGCACAUGAACAAGCUUCGGUACAUCUAUCAUGUUAUAAAGAUGAUAACUUGCCAGAAAAUGUAGAAGAUAUCAUAAACUCUUCUGAUAUUCCUCUUUCAAGAAUUGUUGCUUAUGAUAGCAUUUCACUUAGCAACUUAGGAAGUGAGAAGGGGGAAGAAAAGGAUGAUAUUGCUAUGAAUAUUAAGCAUGGGAAUGAUGAUUCUUCUGCAGAGCAGAGAUUUUCUGUAGACUUCCCUACAGACGAAACACAGUAUUCAGACAAAGAAAUUAAGUUUGCUGGAGCUCAAUCUAGUUCUGAUGUUUGUUGUGUUGUGCAGGACGGUGUUCCAAGAGGCGUCAUAGAUAAUAGUUCCACCUUAGCUUCUCCAACAAAAGCGCUUUCGCCAAAUUCCAUUGAGCGAAGGAGGGAUAAUCUCAUCAACAAUUUUUUUAAGUUGCACAAGUCCCUAGUCCCCUAUUCUGAAGCUCUGUCAUAUGCUAAAGUGUUUGUGGAAUAUGUAACCUCCACUGGUUAUGAUACUCGAUCUUAUGAUGGAUCCAUCACUGGAAAUAAUACCAAUGAAAAGAGGGCUGUUUUGGCAGCUGGUAGUGAGCAUUGUAGUCCGUCUGGUGCGAACAAAGGUGAUAAAAGAAAUGGUUUUUGCAGCUUGACUCUACCAAAUUGUGCAUCUAGUUAUAAGAUUCGCCGGAAGAAGAAGCAUGACAAACUUAUUUCUUCUGGUUCAUCGAAGUGGACUAGAUUUUAUUCAUCUCCCAUGAUGAGGGAAAGAUCCAACCCAACAAGCAGGACCAAAAAGUCUUCUUCAAUCAGUAGACUUCCCACUUCCCCUAAAUCACUGCAUAUGAAAUUCCCGAAAGAUUUUAAAAUGCCUUCGAAAGAAGAGCUUGAGAAAAGAUUCAGAGUGUUUGGACGAUUAGACCGCUCAAGAACUAAGCUCUUCUUCUACACUGGUGCUGCUCAGGUGGUUUUCCUCCGCAAUACUGAUGCUGAUGCUGCUUAUAGAUAUGUGAAACAGAAGAGCAUAUUUGAUUGUGCUAAUGUCCGAUUUUGGUUUGAUGAGCAUGAGAAAUUUAGGAUGAGGCCAAGUUCGAAUGACCAUGUAAUUCCAGAGAAGGAAGUGCUUUCAUCUCUAAAUCAUACCCCGUCUCAUGAAUGCAUUGACGUAGUUCAGAAAGAGGAUAAUAGGAAGAUAUUAUGCAGAGGUGACAGUCACAAGUCAACAUCGCCUAACGUGGGACAUUCACCUUCAAAUCUUAAAUCGUGCCUUAAAAUCCCUGACACACGUGAUGGGGAUAAUAGUAAGAAAGCUUGCAAAGUGAGAUUCAAAAUUGAAACUUCAAUUGGUUGCUCAUGAGCAUGAGUAAGAAAAACUCCUCUUUUGACUCAUAUGUAGAGCUGUAUAUAAUUUUGUCUUUAACUUCUUGACAAAGCGAAGUGGGCUCUAUGGUUUAGGAGGUACAAAACUCGUUGUAUAGAUAUUGUUCUUUUUGCUAUCAUAGGUGAACGAUGGAUACGACAAAGGGAUACAAAUAGGUACCUUUAAUUUGGAAUGGUGAAAUUUCUAUUAUCUAUCUUCUGUUGUAAUCAUCCAGUUACUGAAGUUUGGCCCUGUAUUCCACUUCGAGGAAACAUAUAUACAAUAGCCUGUAUAUUUUUCUGUUCUCUCA
Messenger RNA from Ananas comosus (pineapple), 3139 nucleotides. RefSeq lists its product as uncharacterized. Bases 109 to 2826 code for a protein of 905 amino acids. The transcript has 3 exons. The record is from RefSeq and is a predicted model, not a curated record. NCBI's taxonomy places the organism in Eukaryota, Viridiplantae, Streptophyta, Magnoliopsida, Poales, Bromeliaceae.